AAAAAAAAAAAAACAGAUAUUCUCUUCGCAUAUCCCUCCGUAUUUUAUUUUCUCUCUCUAAAUCUCCAUAUUUUCUCUCUCAAGAACAACCACCAUUGGUUUUCUUAUCUAAAGUAGUGUUGGUAUUUAAUUUGAGGCAGGAGUUAUGGCUGGAAAAUUGAUGAAGUGCAUGUGCAUGAAGAUAUGCUGCAUCGGCGAACACGUGACACAGGAAAUGAAAAAGGACACAUACGAGGAAGCCAUUGAAGGCCUGGAGAAGCUUCUUAGUGAGAAAGACGAGCUGAAGUCGAUCGCCGCCGCAAAGGUGAGGCGGUUGACGGCGGAGUUGGCCGGGCCAGCUGAAAUUGGGGCCGUUGAGUCUGAUCCGGUUAAGAGGAUCCAAACCGGGUUCGACCACUUCAAGAAAGAGAAAUACGAGAAGCAAAUUGCUUUGUAUUGGAAGCUUGCCCAAGGCCAAACACCCAAGUUCUUGGUUUUCGCGUGUUCGGAUUCACGAGUAUGCCCGUCACACGUGCUGAAUUUCCAACCGGGGGAGGCCUUUGUGGUCCGAAAUGUAGCCAACAUGGUUCCAUCAUUUGAUCAGAAUAAAUAUUCCGGAGUCGGAGCUGCCAUUGAAUUUGCAUUACUAGAGCUUAAGGUGGAAAAUAUAUUGGUUAUCGGACAUAGCUGUUGUGCUGGCAUUAGAAACCUAAUGUCAGUUCCCGAUGAUGGCGCCACUCGAAGUGAUUUCAUCGAAGGUUGGGUGAGCAUUUGCAAGGCUGCUAAAGCAACGGUACAAAAGCAAUCGAGCCAUUUAUCUUUCGAUGAUCAAUGCACCCAUCUCGAGAAGGAAGCUGUAAAUAUAUCACUGGCAAACUUGUUAAGCUAUCCGUUUGUGAACGAAGCUGUUGUGAAGAAGAAAACGCUUUUAUUGAAAGGAGCGCAUUACGAUUUUGUCAAGGGUUCGUUCGAGCUUUGGGAUUUGAACUCUAAGACAUCCUCUUUUCUUUGGAAGUGAGUUUUGAGGUACUACGUUUUUUUCCCGUGCGUAUAUUGUAAGACUAUGGUUACGAAGCUAAUUACUUUUAAAUAUACCAUGGUUACGAAGCUUACUUUUACGCGACUUUA
This is a messenger RNA of Erythranthe guttata (spotted monkey flower), 1107 nucleotides long. RefSeq names its product carbonic anhydrase 2. The record is from RefSeq and is a predicted model, not a curated record. Gene Ontology annotation, molecular function: carbonate dehydratase activity; zinc ion binding. Gene Ontology annotation, biological process: carbon utilization. NCBI's taxonomy places the organism in Eukaryota, Viridiplantae, Streptophyta, Magnoliopsida, Lamiales, Phrymaceae.